Messenger RNA from Micromonas commoda, 1137 nucleotides. RefSeq lists its product with no specific name. The record is from RefSeq and is a predicted model, not a curated record. Gene Ontology annotation, molecular function: 3-methyl-2-oxobutanoate hydroxymethyltransferase activity; magnesium ion binding. Gene Ontology annotation, cellular component: mitochondrion. Lineage: Eukaryota; Viridiplantae; Chlorophyta; Mamiellophyceae; Mamiellales; Mamiellaceae. The transcript has a single exon. The coding region runs from base 1 to 1137 and encodes 378 amino acids. Gene Ontology annotation, biological process: pantothenate biosynthetic process.
AUGGCGCUCCGUCGAGCAGCUCAGCGCUUGCAGGGCGUCGCCGCGUCCCUAACGCGGCGCGAGAUGGGUCUCGACGCGACCCGCAUCGCCGUCGCCUCGUCGCUGCGCGGCGUACCGCACCGCGAGUCCCCCGCUCCGCGUGCGCAUCAGCGUCGCGGGAUGUCGCACCGCCCGGAGGACACCGUGUACGGGGGCCCUCGCCCCUCCGAGCCGCGCAUGACGCUCAAGCGUCUCCGCGCCAAGUACGACGCGGGCGAGCGCAUCUCCGUCGUCACCGCGUACGAUUACCCGAGCGCGGUACACGUCGACAUGGCGGGCAUCGAUGUCGCGCUCGUCGGGGACUCCGCCGCGAUGGUCGUCCACGGCCACGACACAACCUUACCCAUAACCCUCGACGAGAUGCUCAGCCACUGCAAGGCGGUGUCGCGCGGCGCGACCCGCCCGUUGCUCGUGGGCGACCUGCCGUUCGGGUCGUACGAGCAGUCGUCCGCGCAGGCCAUCGACGCGGCGACGCGGAUGCUGAAGGAGGGGGGCAUGGACGCGGUCAAGCUGGAAGGGGGUUCCCCGUCGCGGGUGCAAACCGCAAAGGCGCUCGUGGACUCGGGCAUCGCGGUGAUGGGCCACGUGGGACUCACCCCGCAGUCCAUCUCGGUCCUCGGCGGGUUCAGGCCCCAGGGACGGAGCUUCGAGACGGCGGCGCAGGUGGUGGAACGGGCGAUGGAGCUCGAGCGAGCGGGAUGCUUCGCCAUCGUCAUCGAGUGCGUGCCGAGGACGGUGGCGGCGGCGGUGACAGCCGCGGUGAGCGUCCCCACCAUCGGCAUCGGCGCCGGGGACGCCACGAGCGGGCAGGUGCUGGUGUACCACGACCUGUUGGGUUUCAUGCAGCACCCGCACCACGCCAAGGUGACGCCGAAGUUUUGCAAGCAGUACGCCAACGUGGGCGAGGUCAUCACGGGCGCGCUCGAGCGGUUCAAGACGGAGGUUGAGGGCGGCGAGUUCCCGGGGAUGAGCUACUCGCCGUACAGGGUCAGCGACGAGGACUCCAACCGUCUGGUGAGGUUGCUCGAGCAGAAGGGUCUGGAUGCGGCCGCGGAGGCUGUGCUCGAUCUGCGCUACCGCGAGGAUGGGGGCAAGUGA